Molecule: messenger RNA, 621 nt
Organism: Prunus mume (Japanese apricot)
Lineage: Eukaryota; Viridiplantae; Streptophyta; Magnoliopsida; Rosales; Rosaceae
Source: RefSeq, a predicted model, not a curated record
UCACCAUCUCCUGAAGAAAAUAUAGAAGAUGGGCCAAACUCUGAAGAAAUUAGCUCCUGGAACGGAGGAGAACCAGAUUAAGGAAAUUAGACCCAUAAUAGAGAAGUGCUAUGAAACCCAUUUUGCAGGCACCUUUGAGGAACCAACCUUAACUGACUUUUACCGAGCAAUAUGCGAAACUGUCGAAGAAAUCAACAAGCAGCUUGGUAACACACAAUUUUGCUUGCCAACGGAAAGCAAACUCAGGCAAGCAUACGAAGAGAAUUUUCCAGUAAGGAUGCCCAACGUCAAUCAGAUGGGUCUAUAUUUUAGAAUGGGCAUGAAGAACCACCACCAAGGCAAAGGAAGAUCAUUGACAAGGGAAGAGUUUCAAAGGAUUUUCCAAGAUGUGAUUUUGGGUACAGGAUUUACUGGUGUAGGAGGAGCCAAGGACACACUGAUUUACAUCUUUGGUGUUCCACUCACUGCCUUGUUUGUCAAGCAACGACUGAUGCCACGUGUCAUUCCUAAUGAGAUUUUCAUUCCAUGCGUCACCUCUGCCACCGUCUUCGUACUUGCUAAGCUCAACAAGAUAUGAGCAAUGGGGCACUUGCCAACUGAGGGUUUUCCAUAAAUGAUACA